Molecule: messenger RNA, 2003 nt
Organism: Capsaspora owczarzaki ATCC 30864
Lineage: Eukaryota; Filasterea; Ministeriida; Capsasporidae
Exons: 4
Coding region: 16-1740 (574 amino acids)
Biological process (GO): carbohydrate metabolic process
Molecular function (GO): hydrolase activity, hydrolyzing O-glycosyl compounds
Source: RefSeq, a predicted model, not a curated record
UUGUGCUCACUCACCAUGCGCAAUCGUUCUGUUGCGGUCUCUGCGCUCGCGACGGUGCUCGUGCUUGCAUGUGCGAGCGCCGUCCAAGCAGAGUACGUCGAGCAGCGUCCAGGCUACCACUUCACUCCGCCAGAGGACUGGAUGAACGACCCGAACGGGCCCAUGUACCUCAACGGAUUGUACCAUUUGUUUUACCAGUCGAAUCCGUUCGACCCGUGGUGGGCCACCAUGCACUGGGGCCACGCCGUCUCAACCGACCUCUUCCACUGGCAGCAUCUCCCCAUUGCACUCAGUCCCGACCAAACGUACGAUGCGAACGGCGUCUUCUCUGGAAGUGCUACCAUCAUUGAGGACGGAAUGCCAGUGCUCAUGUACACGGCAGUCGAUGAUUCGAACUUUGAAACACAAGCGGUCGCCUACCCGGCCAACAUCAGCGAUCCGUUCUUGACCAACUGGACGAAACCGUACUUCAACCCGAUUGUGCCUGACGGCAUCUUGCCUGACUUUGUCGACCCUUACAAUGUGCGCGAUGACACGACUGCGUGGAAUGGGAACGGCGGCGCUUGGUUUGCCCUGAUUGGAGCCAAGCUCGACUACCCAAACACGACAAACGUCAACGUCUCGUACGGCGGCGCCCUGCUUGUCACGUCGGCAGCCUACGGUGGCUUGAGCAAAUGGGAGUACGUCAAGGUCUUCCACACAAACACGUAUGGUGGAGAUAUGUGGGAGUGCCCUGACUUUUACCCCGUCAACCGGUCGGAUCCCAACUCCCUUUGGGUCAUGAAGGCAUCGGCCAAUGGCGGCGAUACUUGGGCGACCUUCCACUACUCUCCGGCGUCGCAAAAACUGACUCUGGCCAGCAACGAUAUUGCCUACGACGAGUACCAGGCGUACGAUCUCGGCUGGUCGUUCUACGCGUCGAAAUCCUUCUACGACCCGCUGAUCCAGAGCCAAGUCGUGUUUGGAUGGCUGCGUGAGGAAGACAACGAUGCAACGACGCGCGGCUGGGCCUCUGCGCAAACUGUGCCCCGUGUUGUCUCCCUGGACACGGACGGUGUUUCCAUCCUCCAAAACCCGCACCCCAACAUUUUGUCGCUUCGCUCGAACAAUGUCACCUACACCAACCUGCCCGUGUCCUCCAACAUGCCGUAUCGCCUUCCGCUCAUUGCCGACCAAGCGGACAUUGAGUUUUCCGUCAGCCUCCCGUACCCGCUGCCUUCGUCGGAGAUUGAGCGCGUCAUGACACCCGAAAUGGUGCUCAAGCGCUACAACAUGACUGUCUCGAACGACUCUAUCAUUUAUGGUGUCAACGUGCGCGUGUCGAACGGGGGCGAAGAGUCCACGCCGCUCUACUUUGCCAUCGACCCCUCCGCGCUCUCUGCGGAUGCCAUCGCCAAGGCCGCGCCCGCCAGCCCAUUCAUUGCGCAGUUUGGCUUUACGCGCACAUCGAGCUCUCAGACCAACCAGGGCAGCACCACCCCCAUCAACGGCCACGUCAAGGUUGACCGCCCGACCGGCUCGCAGGGCUCGAUCACCUUCUCGAUGCGCGCUCUGGUCGACCACUCGGUUGUCGAGGUCUUUGUUCAGGGUGGACGCGUGCGCGCCACCGGUCGCAUCUACCCCGUCCGUGCCGACUCGAUGUUUAUCGAAGUCUUCUCCGAGCAAACGAUCGCCUCGCAGAGCAUCAACAUUAAGGCAUACCAGCUGCUGGACUCGAUGCCUGCGCCGCCGAUUCCGUAAUCUCACGUGUGGGGCAAGCGUGGGCUUUCGUUUUCGUUUUUGUUGUUUGUUCUCAGCUUUUUUUUUUUUGUGUGUUUUUCCACCCUUUUGUUUUUUGUUGGUUGGUUCUGCCAUGUUGAUAGCUCUUCGUGUCCCAAAUCUUGGGGCGUUUUUUUUCUCUGCGGUUUGUUUGCCGGUGGAUGUUGUGUGCUCAAACUUGAAUGCGCAAUGACUGUAAUUAGAGACAACAACAACAAGAAAAAAAAAAAAAAAAAAAACACACA